GAAAAGAUAGAAUGGCGGUCCCUGCUGCUCUUGGCGAACAACCAGGCAUCCAGCCUUGCUUCGGCUGCGCCCAAGCUGCCCAGGAGGCGUUAGCGACGGACGGCAACUGCGCAUGCCGUUCACACUAUGUGCCUGGGCAGGGCUUGGUCGCCGCGUAUCGGUGUGCUUACCACUCCGGCCAGCAAGACGACGGCGCUGAGGAAUGGCAGUGGUACGACGACCCUUACGAGCACCGCGUGGGCUUCGACGUUGGCGAGUACCAGCCGGGCUCGAUGGCCGGAAUUGGGACGUGGGCGACUCGAACGAAAAGACCCGCAAGGAAUUCGACAGGCGCAGGGCCACCGCGGCGAUCAAGGACCCGUGUGCCGCGGAAGCUAACGGGUGGAUGUUGACGAGCGAGCGCUCCAUGCUGCCGGCGUACGUGGUGCUGUUCACGCUCAUCAGCUGCAUGCUGAUCGCCAUCGCCGUGGUCAACAUACUUCCCAGCAAUGAAGAGGACGUCAGCACUACGUCGGUUCCCGUAGUGCCGUUCCUAGUCCGACCGGUAGUGCCCGUGGUGGCCGGCGCAGACACCACCACGACUGACAACAGCUCGUACAGCACGGACGUCUACUAGGCCCGCACGUGCAGCUACCGUGAACUAUGGAAU
Messenger RNA from Rhipicephalus sanguineus (brown dog tick), 649 nucleotides. RefSeq lists its product as uncharacterized. The coding region runs from base 203 to 616 and encodes 137 amino acids. The record is from RefSeq and is a predicted model, not a curated record. The transcript has 3 exons. Lineage: Eukaryota; Metazoa; Arthropoda; Arachnida; Ixodida; Ixodidae.